This is a messenger RNA of Neoarthrinium moseri, 2538 nucleotides long. RefSeq lists its product as uncharacterized. The transcript is spliced from 4 exons. Lineage: Eukaryota; Fungi; Ascomycota; Sordariomycetes; Amphisphaeriales; Apiosporaceae. The record is from RefSeq and is a predicted model, not a curated record. Bases 1 to 2538 code for a protein of 845 amino acids.
AUGUCUUCUAAGUCAAUCGCCACGUUUGCUGCGGUCGAAGACAAUGGCGCUGGCCAUGGUGAUGGUGCAAGUGAAAUACGCGGAUCGCCACUCGCCACAGGCCGAAACCAAGUAGAGCAAUCUGCUGCAACACAGAGUCAGGAGGAUGAAGUUGAAGCAGACGAAGGCACUAGCCUCCUGGCAGAAAGUGGUGCACAUAUCUCGCAUGGCCGCUUCGCGAGCAAGGAUAUGCUGAAGCAGUAUAUCCCGGAACUCGACCCAGAGCACCCGAGAGCAGUGACACUGCGCGUGAAAAUGGCCAAGAGAUCCACCAUGUUGAACUUGCAGCUGUCGAUAGCUCUGCUGGUGGUCGUUAUCAAUAUCGUCCUGAUCAUAGCCCUGAUCCAUAACUAUCCACUGGACUUUCGUGGAGUCGGCACUUUUUCUUACGGUAACUGCAGCACCCUAAGCACCAUCAACAGCGCAGUACACGUGGCACUGAACAUAAUCUCGUCUCUAUUCUUGGGCGCGGGCAACUAUUGCAUGCAGAUUCUCGUGGCGCCAUCCCGAGCAGAAAUCGACAAGGCACAUGCCGAAGGCCGCUACUUGGAAAUUGGAGUUCCAAGCAUCAAGAAUCUGCGAUACAUCCAACGCAGAAGAGUACUCAUCUGGAUAUUAAUAGGGUUCUUUUCGACUCUGCUGCAUUUUUUUUGGAACUCUGCAAUCUUUACCUCACUCCCCGUAGCCGCGAUUCCACGCGCCGUUGUCACGAAUGACUUCUUGCGUGUCGAUGAUCCUUGGAAUGUCACCGACCCUUUAGGACACCGGGAAUGGUGGAAGUUCGCCCCAGGAUAUGGAGAAGCAUCCCAUAACAAAUCUCUGAUCUAUUCUCUACAGCAGCAGGUCCCGACCAUGUCUUAUCUUGGUGCGAGAGAAUGUGCAGAGCACUAUGUGAACCCGCUCACUGCAAGUAGUGGUGUUAUCGUCGUUGCUCGCAACAUGACUUAUCAGCAAUACAAUAGAUCUUCGCUGCUGGACGGGUGGGUCUCAGCAUGGGAGCCGUGGUCAGACUCGACAGGCUGGAUAUGCUCAGCAUACCAGGACGCCGAUAUACUGAAAUGGAGGUUCUGCACUAAAGCAUGGGUCGAACAGUUCCCGGAGCCAUGGGUCCUCCUCUGGCCUGGCCAGUGGGAAGUCGAGGUCGACUACUGUCUAGCCGGCGAAGAUGGAGACAACGAACAGAGAUGUGGACUCCAUUAUAGCGCGCAUAUACUUGGUAUUGUUUGCGCUUGUACUUUCGCCGAGGCUUGCCUGGUGUUCACAGUUUGGUUUCGCCACAGGUACAAUCGGGGAGCCGAGAGUGAUGUGGGCGAGCAGAGGACGAUGGUUACUAUUGGAGACGCCAUCCACAGUUACUUGAAAGGGCCUUGCCGCUCAAAAGAAGACACCGGUCAUGACGAAGCGAUCUCAGCGAAACUCAGACCAGGUUAUGUUAUUGCCUGUAAAGGCAGUUGGAACAUUGAAGCGCGUGUCUCUUGGCUUCGAGCUGUCAGUAAUUCUAUCUGGAUCAUAUCUUAUGCCUUCUUUGCAAUCGGAAUCGCGAUCCCAAGCGCCGCUGUAGCAUCAUCCCUGAUGCAUCUAAGUAGGGUUGGCGUGGAUAUAAGCCCUUCAGCAAUUUGGCAGCAGGGGUUCAAACCGCACCCAGCCGCAGUCUCCCGAGAUUUGAGAUCCUUUGGGGCCGCUGGGACUGGGACGACAUCGACCUUACUUGGCCACGUGCUCGUGUCCAACAGUCCGCAAAUGCUCAUGAGUUUUCUCUAUCUGUUCUAUAACAAUAUCCUCACCCGACAGGUGGUGGCCGACGAGUGGCUACGUUUCCUCCGCAAGGACGGAAAGAAGCCCUUGCGCGUAUCCUCUCCGGUCGGGAUGCAGCGGUCUUCGUACUUCCUCUCGCUGCCUUUCAAGUACUCGAUACCGCUGCUCGGCCUCUCCACCGUGUUGCAUUGGCUCAUCUCUCAGAGCCUGUUCCUGGUGCAGUCGAGCGCUUUCGGCCCCGGGGCCCAAGGCGAGCGCCUGCCCGUCUAUGAUAUGUCUGCAAGGGGUUAUUCACCGCUUGGGUGCCUUAUGGCUCUUGCUCUGGCGUUCCUUAUGAUCUUACUCCUCCCGCUCAAUGGCGUCUUGAGGAAUUACGAAAACAUACCGCUCGGGUUUCAACGCAUCGGCCACAACAGCAGUGCCAUCAAAGCCUUGUGCCAGCAGCCCGAGGAAGAUCGCGACGCGCACCUAUUCCCAAUCAGCAUAGGGAAAGUUGAAAAUGACCAGGAUAUGGUUCUUCGCUGUGAAGGAAGGCUGACGUUCUCAACCGACAUAAAGCUCAAUCAAAGCAUUCAGCCCGGGAAAUUGUACCUACUGCCGAUUAUUGUCACUCGCAGUGCUGGGAGGUGGCGGCGCGUGAAGAUAGCCUUCGACGUUGUCUUCAGACCUCGCCGCUUUGUUACUUCAUCACUCAUUCAACUGAGUCAGCUCCGCCGCGAAAAAGGUAAUCUUGAUAGUAUAUAG